This is a messenger RNA of Thrips palmi, 1820 nucleotides long. RefSeq lists its product as uncharacterized. Gene Ontology annotation, molecular function: lipase activity. NCBI's taxonomy places the organism in Eukaryota, Metazoa, Arthropoda, Insecta, Thysanoptera, Thripidae. The transcript has 6 exons. Bases 121 to 1716 code for a protein of 531 amino acids. The record is from RefSeq and is a predicted model, not a curated record.
CGUCGACGGCGAGGUUGGCGUUGACGGCGUGGUCGCGGCUGGCAGUGCAGACCGCCGCUCGGGCUCGCGGGACUCCGUGCAGUGCAGUGGCGGCGGCCUUCGCGGCCGAGUCGGCAAGCCAUGGGGAAGUCCUUCAAGUCCUUGUGCCUGCUGUGCUGCGGCAUGGUGCUCGUUGCAGCCAUCGAGGGCAAGGCGUCGUCCUCUAGGAAGUCCACCCCGAGGGCCAGCCCGAAGGCCGCCCCCAAGACCACAGCCAACGCGCCUCCGAGCGCGUCGCGCUCCACCUCGCUCGCCAAGUCCACCUCCGCUCCCGCAUCCGCGGGGUCCACGGCGCCAUCCUCAGCGCGUGUCUCGCCGGCCUCGUCAACAGCAGUGAAACCUGCGGAUCAAACCGCUUCGUCCGGGAGCUCGACGUCCUCGGCCUCGCAGCAGCCAACCACGCCGUCGACGAGGCCGAGCACCGCGUCGUCGGCCAGCCCGUCGCCCGACCGGAAUCAGACCGCCUUGUCCACGAACAAAUCGUCCUCGUUGUGCUGGUGGUCGCAAAGCAGGCCGACGGCCGCGCCGUGUCACUCGCACACGGCGCUUCCGUCCUCUUCCACCUCGAAGAUCAGUCCGUCGACGACCAGGUCGGCGUCCACGGCUCACUCCGCCUCCAGGACCCCGUCGUCCACGGCGCUGCCGCUCAGGCCGACCCUUGGUGUCGGAACGACUAGCCCGCCUCCGACCAUAAUGAAACGUCUGCACAUCCUCCUCUUUUCGCGUGACGGGUCCACCGUAAGGGUGUCCUUGGACAACCACACGCUGGCGGCGCUGCCGGGCUUCGACAGCGCCAAGCGCCACUCGGUCUUCAUCGUGCCGGGCUUCACGGUGCCCGCCACCGACGACAAGAUCCUGCGCGCCGUGCGAGCCUUCUUGGCGCACUGGGAGCACCUCAACGUGCUGGUGCUGGACUGGAGCGCGUUCAGCGGCCAGCCCUACUUCCGCGCCGUGUACAACCUCCCCUUGGUGUGCGACGCCGUGGCCACGUGGAUGAACCAGCAGCUGGAGGCCGGGCUGCGCGCCGACGCCGUCUGGCUGGUGGGGCAGUCCCUCGGCGCGCACCUGGCCGGCAGGGCGGCGGCCUCCAUGACGAGCAGGCCGGCGCGCAUCACGGGGCUGGACCCCGCCGGCCCGCUGUUCUGGACGGCGGGCCCCAUGACGCGCCUGUCGCGCCACCAGGCCGCCUUCGUGGACGUCAUCCACACGGACGCCGGCUGGCACGGCCUGGGCCUGCACGUCGCCGUCGGCCACCUCGACUUCUGGCCGAACUACGGUGUGGGCGUCCAGCCGGGCUGCAGCGACCUGCGCUGCAGCCACCGACGCGCCCUGGAGCUGUUCAUCGAGAGCGUGACCCACCCCGCGGCCUUCCCUGCCGUGCUCUGCGAGCGGGACGCGUUCCGGCAGGGCUCCUGCCUCAUCACGGCGUCCAGCGUGGCCUUCAUGGGCUUCGCCGCGUCACCGGCCUCGGCCGAUGGCAACUACCAGCUCCGGACGGCGGCGGCGGGGCCGUACGGUCUGGGCAACGCCGGCCUGGAGGCGAAGACCGCCAAGACGGCCGAGAGGUGCUCCCAAGAGGACCCAGAGUCGGAGUGCCGCGAGGACGAGCACCGCGACGAGCACCCGCUGGCCCUGGACCCGGUGUGGCGCUGGGAGGACGAGUACACCGAGGACUAGAUCCUGCUCGAGUCGAACUGCAGCAGGAUCAGCAAGUACGACAGCACCGUCGCACUCAUCUGCAACACGGCGGACGCUGCUGCUCGGCUUUUCGAAAUAAACCG